CGGCGCAAGCAAACACGAAAAGGAAGCCAGGGGAAAAGCCCACGCUACCUUCCAAUCUCUCCCCAAUCUCUCUCGGCCCCCAUUCCAUUCCCCACCACCGUCUCUCUCUCUCUCUUUCCCCCACAUCUCUCUCUCUCUCUCCCCCUCCCUUGGCCAGUUCGCCGGCAGGGCAGGCCGGCAUUGCCUCCCGACGACGAUUGGCCCGCAUUUGCAAUAGCAUGAUGCUGCGGCGCGUGGCCUCGUCGACGCCGGUGCCCGAGUGGCUGGAGACGCUGCUCUCGACGCGCUUCUUCCUGGCCUGCGGCGCGCACCCGGCGUCGCCGCGCAACGAGUGCAACAUGUUCUGCCUCGACUGCAGGGGGGCGCCGCCGCCGGCCUUCUGCUACUACUGCAGGGCGCACCGACACGCAGCCCACCGGGUCAUCCAGAUACGGCGGUCGUCCUACCACGACGUGGUGCGGGUCUCCGAGGUGGAGGACGUCCUCGACAUCACCGGCGUCCAGACCUACGUCAUCAACAGCGCCAGGGUCCUCUUCCUCAACGAGCGCCCCCAGCCGCGCGGCGCCGGCGCCGCCGCGGGCAAGGCCGCCGCCUCCCCCUACAACUGCGAGAUCUGCGGACGCGCGCUGCUCGACCCAUUCCGCUUCUGCUCCCUCGGAUGCAAGCUGGUGGACACCAAGCGGAGCAACGGCCACGCGGCGGCGGCGGCGGCUACCGGAGGCGACGUUGACGGCGUCACCGACAAUGAGGCGGCGGAGGCCGGCGGAAGCGGGCACGGCGCGGCGCGGCCGCUGGGGCGCCGCCGGAAGGGGAUCCCCCACCGCGCGCCCUUCUGGUCCUGACCUGACCGACAUUAUUAUCGGCCGGGCAACGAACAGCUAGCAAUGGAUCGAUCAAUGGCGUCCGAUCCGGAAGAGGAAGAAUCAGUAGCUAGCAAUGCAAUGCAGUGCAAGCAUCAAGCAGCAGGCAAUGCCGGCAGCAAUGGGACUGACUUGCCGGCUUCGUUCAUUCGGUUGUACUUACUACUUACUUAGAAAAACAAGGAAAGGAGAGAGAGGGAAGAUACUGCCCGCCCAACUAGAAAAAAAAAAAGGAAAGAAAGAAAGGAAGAUAGAUAGAUAGAAAAGCAAGCUGAGCUGCUGAGCUCGGCAGCUCCGCCCCAACCACCGGAGGGAGAAGGAGAGGGAGAGGAAAGGGAAGAAGGUGCCGAGCCGGGGCCGCGCGCGCGCUGGACUGCAGUAAGCAACAUGUCUGUCCCCAUCCCCCUCUUGCUUCUCUCUCACCAAGCUAAGUCGCCAUGCCUUGCCAUACCAGCAUUUGGUACGGUAGGUGUACGUGACAUGCCUGAUCAUCUCCUAGCCCAUAUUAAACUUGGAUUAGCAGGAAAUGGAAUGAAUUCUUUUACAGUA
Messenger RNA from Setaria italica (foxtail millet), 1409 nucleotides. RefSeq lists its product as uncharacterized. The transcript is spliced from 3 exons. Lineage: Eukaryota; Viridiplantae; Streptophyta; Magnoliopsida; Poales; Poaceae. The record is from RefSeq and is a predicted model, not a curated record. The coding region runs from base 219 to 842 and encodes 207 amino acids.